UUGAUAUUAAAUGCCAUCGCACUGAUCGCAGCCUAGAGAUUUACGAACGGUUGCUUGUCUUCGAUGCUAAAUGAUUGUCGAAGUUAAUCCGGAAAUAAGAUUCCAAUCUUACGAUCUUAGAAAUAGUAGAAGAGUAGCGACACAAUGGCGGCGAAUAUCCCCGCCAAACUCAAGAGCUUGGAUAUCACCCGGUUCGCGGUCCGGGCCUCGCAACUGGAAAAGUUCAAACCCGUUAUAGCUUACUGGUGCGAGUACCACAUCGUCAACCAGAUCCUCGCCAAGGGGAUGCAUACCGAGGAUGACGAGUGCAUGACCUAUACGACCACGUUAAUGGAUAAGCUCGAGAAGAUGAAGACCACCCAUGCGGGGGAAUCUGCGAUAUUGGACGAUGCGGCGGCGCAAGCGUAUGUCGAGCAGUUUGCAUAUGAAGUGUUGGAUCGGGGAGAGAAAGCCAUCCGAACCGACACGGUGACCAAACAAACCGCAGACACUCUCCAAGCCGCCAUCACCUUCCUCGACCUGAUCGGCAUCUGGAAGCCUGGACAACCCGACGUGGCCGCCAAACUCAAAUACGCCAAAUACCACGCCGUCCGCAUCGUGAAAGCCAUCCGCGCCGGCGAAGACCCCAACCUCUCCAACCCCAAACCAGAACCCCCACCUGAAGACCCCAACGACCCCGAGGUGCAGACCAUCGACGGCUCCUCCAACUGGCAGCCUCCCUCUGUCGAAGGCGCGCCGUCCGACGACGACACGUCGCCGAUACCACCCGCUCGAUCCCCCGUCGUACCCGCCCAGCCCACCCCAUCCAUACGGUCGCUGCACACCUCCCAACCUCCGUCGCUUCCGCAACACGACGAGGUAUCCCCCCUGGAGCCUUCACCACCCGCCUCCUGCACUGGCUCCGUAGGUGGCGGCGGCUACUUCCCCCCCGUCCCGACCUUCACCGCCGAACCGCGCGACCCGAAUCUGUCCACCGCGCCGGGCGAUAGCGCGGGCCUCCCUCCCGCUUCACAGACAUCCGCUCCGCUGAAUCCGACACCGCAAUAUUCCCCUGCUCCUCAGGAUCCAACACCGCACUACUCCCCUCCUUCGCAGCAGCCGACACCAUCGCCAUACGCUCCACCUCCCCAGCAGCAACCCCCAUUCCAACCCCCACCCUCCCAGCACCACCAACCAGCCGCCUCCCCUCAUGACUUCUACCGCCCCUCACCCACCCCCCAGGCGCCUCACCAACCACCCCAGCAACAACUACCCUUCCACCCCUCACCGCAACCGCAACCGCAACCCCAUCACCCCCAACUUCCCCAACAGCACUACACGCCGCAACCCGCACCGACACCGGCACCGGCACCCCCCGCUUCAUACACGCAACCCGCGCCCCCAACACCGCACCUCUCAACCCUGCGCACCGACGACGAGUCCAUUGCCGACGCGCAGAAACACGCGCGCUGGGCCGUGUCGGCGAUGCAGUUCGAGGACGUGGUGACGGCGGUGAAGGAGCUGCGGGUAGCGUUAAGGGCGUUGGGGGCGGAGUGAGCGGGAUGAGAAGGAGGGAAGGAGCUAGGAGGCGGGUUUUUUUAUAUGGAAAGGCAUGAGAUGAUGAAGGGGGUGGGGGGAGGGAUAGGUGGGAGCGGUGAGGAGUUGAGGUUGGGUUGGGUUGGGUAGUGGAUAGAUUAGGGAGAGCCAGCUAUGAAUGAAGAUCUGGAGCAAGGAUAGUAAAUAGAGAAUACGAUACUGUUGAUGGACGGAUGACCAUCAAGCUACGUUCUCGAUAAAGAAGCAGCACAGCAUACGACACAUUGUAACAAUGGAAGCAAAGUCGUAAAGACAGACGAAACA
Molecule: messenger RNA, 1839 nt
Organism: Eremomyces bilateralis CBS 781.70
Lineage: Eukaryota; Fungi; Ascomycota; Dothideomycetes; Eremomycetales; Eremomycetaceae
Product: DUF605-domain-containing protein
Exons: 3
Coding region: 145-1536 (463 amino acids)
Biological process (GO): late endosome to vacuole transport via multivesicular body sorting pathway
Cellular component (GO): multivesicular body
Source: RefSeq, a predicted model, not a curated record